Necator americanus (New World hookworm) is the source of this 468-nucleotide messenger RNA. RefSeq lists its product as uncharacterized. The transcript has 5 exons. The record is from RefSeq and is a predicted model, not a curated record. NCBI's taxonomy places the organism in Eukaryota, Metazoa, Nematoda, Chromadorea, Rhabditida, Ancylostomatidae. The coding region runs from base 1 to 468 and encodes 155 amino acids.
AUGUUUUCAUUCUGGAUUCUCCAUGGCUUUUCCAACAAUAUUCUACCAUGUAGUCUGAUAAUCCAACUUCUUCGUCUUCUUCCGAGUCUGCAAAGCAUUUCGUUCUAUUUCCGAUUCGAAGUAGCAAAUAUCAUCCUUCCCUGUUUGAAGGCAUCACCUCACGAAUCUGAUGUGGACGACCAGGGAGACAUGGGCGGAACCAACCCUGAUCCCGCAAUCUACAACUCAUCUCUAGCUUUUCCCGUGAACGCGUUCGACCAGUGCGUUUAUAUGGGUUGCUUGGCAUACAUGGAUACUCGAGUACUACUGUGCACCGUUCAUGAAAUCGAUAACGUUCAACGGUCACAUGUGAUACAUGGUAUAGUUGCUCAGGAUGUAUAUUUUCAUUCUGGAUUCUCCAUGGCUUUUUUCAACAAUAUUCUACCAUAUAAAAUACGCACCACCGGUCGCAGUUUUUGGACGGAGUAA